Salpingoeca rosetta is the source of this 3140-nucleotide messenger RNA. RefSeq lists its product as uncharacterized. Lineage: Eukaryota; Choanoflagellata; Craspedida; Salpingoecidae. Gene Ontology annotation, biological process: positive regulation of translation; regulation of mRNA stability; negative regulation of translation. The record is from RefSeq and is a predicted model, not a curated record. Bases 145 to 2415 code for a protein of 756 amino acids. Gene Ontology annotation, molecular function: mRNA 3'-UTR binding; protein homodimerization activity; translation regulator activity. Gene Ontology annotation, cellular component: membrane; cytoplasmic ribonucleoprotein granule; nucleus. The transcript is spliced from 15 exons.
CGUUGUCACAAACCUGUGAUCUCCGGAAAAUUGGCGAAUAUUUUCCAACAGAAUUCCAUUGGUGCGUCGUGGCAGUGGAAAAGUGAAACAACAACAACAACGCAUAGCAAGACUAGCAGAGGCAAACAGACUUGAGACGACGACAUGCUUCGCGUCGAGGUGUUCGACCCCGAGAUUGGGGGCUAUUUCCCGGCAACCAUCACAAAGUGGAGCAAGGACGAUGCCACCAUCGUCUUCGACAACAACUGGCGCCAGCCCCAGUCAGUGCCCCUGGCACAUGUCCGCACAACGCCGCCCCAUGAGGACCUCAAGGCUGUCCCAGGCCAGAAAGUCGACGUGCUGUACUAUGUCGACGCCAACAUCCCGCCGUGCUGGGCGCGUGCCAGCAUCGUUGAAGUCCGUGGCGACGGCCCCAGCAUGCUGCUGCUGGUGACGUACGCUGGCUUUGAUGAGAGCUUCAACGAGUGGGUGGAGCCCGGCCGUGUUCGCAUGGCAAACGACAACACGGCGUUCAACCCGGAGACGCUCGCCCGCCACGACGUCGCCCUUGCGCCAACGCUCGUACAGGCCGCGAGCGACGAGGCGAUCAAGGAGGAUCUGCGGGCACUGUGCGGCCUGGUGGCGGUGCAGGUCGAAACCCCGCCCGGCGCCCAGCCAAUCUGGGUCCUCGUCGGCAACCGGGAGGCGAUCAACAAAUCACAGCUGGUCAUGAACGACUUCCUUCGCCGCCUUCAAAUCCACGCCGACAAGCAGCGGUUCCUCGAGUCCAUCGCCCAGCGCCAGCAGGAGUCGCUGAACAUGCUGACACACACAUUCGACAUUCCCCGCGAAUUUGUUUCGCUCGCCAUUGGCCCGAAGGGCAGCUACGUGAGCCACGUGGAGUCGCACCCCGAGGUUGACCGGGUGGUGAUUAACCGCGACCCUGCGGGCUCAUCGGCGUCGGUGAUGGUGCGUGCCAAGACAAAGGAGGGCCUCGACUACGCCACCGCCGCCAUGACCAUUGUCAAGCGCGUCUUCCCGCUCGACGAGCAAGACAUUGGCCCGUUUAUUGGGAAGAACGGCGCGACGAUCCAGCGGCUGAUUGACCAGUCGGGCGUCCUGCGCAUCCGCAUCAGGGACGGCGAGGGCGCCGAGAUGAUCGGCUCACAGGAGAGCGUUGACCGGGCGUUUGUGCUUGCGGAGUCUGCGCUGAAGCUUGCGCGCGACCGCCUGCAGUCCAUCCAGGAGAUUGACACGCGCAUGCGCGAGGUCUCCUUUGACGCGCGCCAGUUUGACGAGGAGCUGCCCUCGUUCAUGCCACGCGGCUUUGGACGGGGCCGCGGCUACCCUUACGGGCGCGGGCGCGGGUACGGCCCUGGUGGUCCAGGUGGCCCCGGUGGCCCCGGUGGUCGGCCGAUGGGGCGGGGCCGUGGGCGUGGUCGCGGUCGGGGCCGUGGCGGUCCUGCUGGCGAUGAGGCGCCGCAGGGCAGACCCGUGGACGCAUACGACGCGCAACAACAACCACAGCAGCAACAGCAGCAGCAGGGCCCGAAGAAGCACAUCACGCUGUCGUCGAAGGAGGAUCGCGUGGAGGACGUUGCUGUCGACCAACAGCAGCAGCAGCAGCAGGGUGGUGAGGGCAGCAAGAAGACCCGCAAACAGCGCAAGCAGAAGCCGAAGCAGCAGGAGAAGCAGGCGGCAGAGGGUCAGCAGCCAGCAACAGCACAAGCAACAACAACAGCACCAGCAGCAGCAGAUGAGGCCGGCGAGGCGCCACUGCCCGGGCAGAAGAAGAAGGGCAAGAGCCGCCGCAACCGCAAGUCCCGCGGCAAGGAAGACGACAACAACGAUGACACCGGCAGCACGGCUGCGCCUGCCCCGACGGGCCCACGGCGGCAAAUUGUGAUGUCGAGCAGCGGCGUUGUUGAGACGGUUGCGCCGCCAGACCCCGUGAAGGCGGCGGCCGAUGCUGGUGAGGGCGACGAGGACGCGCUGCCGGGCCAGCGCGGCAAGAAGGGCAAGAAGGGUCGCAAGAACAAGGGCAAGAAGGGCCAGGGCGCAGAUGCAGGCCAGAAGGGCAAGCCCCGCCGGGAGCGUCGUGAGCGGCGGCAGCGGCGGUACGACAAGACGCGCAUCUACGUGUACGACCCGACCCGCGGCCAGGACACCACUGUCGCUGUCGCCAUCCCAAGCGACUUCAAGACAGCUGCGCCAGCCCCCGCCACAACGACGGACACCGCCACUGCCACGGCUGCGCCUGCUGCGGACAGGGCGGACACCGCCCCCGCCCCCGCCCCCGCCACAACUGAUGCCACACCCGAGGCGUCGACAUCUGCUGUUGCGGUUGAGGGCGGUGCUGGGGACGACAGCACCGCUGUUGCUGUCAGCACGCCCGGCAGCAGCGCCGCGGCCAAGGAGGAGGAGUCCACAGCCUGAGGCCUGCGCGACCAACCUCACCUCGUCUCGUGCUCGUGCUCGCUCGUUUGCCGCUCGUGCGAUCCUGCGACGCUUGCUUGGCUGAAGGAUUGGCGGCUACGGCAUGGCAGAUGGUGCACAUGUGUUUGCAUGUGUUGCUGCUUCUUGCUGUGUUACUGCUGCUAUUCGCCGCUUGUGUCGUGUUGCCGCGUGUCCUGUGUCGCUGUGCAGUGCAUUUAAAGUUGGGAAGUGGUGGUUGGUGAUGUGAUGAUCUUUGCUUUGCGUUGAAUGUGUAUGCAUGUUUGUGCGUGGCAAGUGCAAGUUUGUGUUCAUCGCACCCACAUGCACAUGUGUCGCUUCAUCGCCAAUUGGUGUAGUCUCGCUGACCUGCCUUCUUCUCUCUGCGUUGCUCGUGUGCAUGACACGCGUGAUUGCUUCUGUUGUUAUGUGUUCAUGCUUGGAACGUAGCAUGUGUAUCUCUGUGUUUGUCCAGUUGCCUUUGAUCGCCCACGCGUUUGUUUGUGUUUCUGUUGCCAUUGCUCGUGACCUCACAUCAUCCCCGCGUCUCGCCACCAGCGGCACGACGGCAGCGUUACCCCCAUUUCUUGUCUGCCCGUCGCUCUGCUGGGUGCUGUCGACCUGCUUGUGUGCAUGCCCUCUUGCGCGCUGAUUCGUGCAUCGUUUGCUGGGUGUGCACAUGUCGUAGCGAACGCCUGUGAUGAAAUACUACAGUGAUUGUGCCCAAA